AUGACUUUAGAUAUAGUGUGCAAUUUUAGAAAAUGCAGAAAAUCACUGUCGAGUCAUGCGUGGGUGACGACUUGUUCCCAUGUUUUUUGCAUCGAACACGGUCAAAGGGAAUUCAAAAGGAACGCAGAGAAUUCUUUAACAUGUCCAGCGUGUGGAAGUGAGUUGCGAGAUAAAUUUGAUGUAAUCCAAGCUGAUCUCAAACCAAGCGAGACUUUUAAAUCUAUCGUUUUAGCGGGGAUGAAACCAGAUGUUAUUAUGGAUAUAGCUAUGCGAGCAAUGUCAUUCUGGUCAUACCAAGUUGAACAAGAAACUUUAUAUCAGGAGAGCGUAGCAAAACAUUCUAAAGAUAAACUUCAAUGUUUGGAGGAAGUUAAUACGCUAAAUGUGCAGAAAUUAAAAGCCGAGUUAGAAACCUGCAAACGUAAAGUAAAUUCUUUACAGUCAGAAUUCAAUAAAAAACGGAAGCAGGCAGAAGAAUUAACAGCUCGAUUGGAAGAGAAAACGAGACAAAUACAGAAAUUAACAUUCCAACUCGAUACUCAAAAGCGAAAAGAAUUUCGAUUGCCAAAUUUCGAAGACAAAAAUGACAAUCAAGAGACAUGUAUUAAUAUUACUGAAUUAGUUGGUAAAAGAGCCGCAUCAGAAGCCUUUAUUUUCAAACCAAUGAAAGAUACUGACACAUCACGUCACUUGAUAUGCUCACCAAAAACUCCGUUGUUUGACUUUCGGCAAAAGAAUAAACGGCCUGGUUUUCAAUUCAAACCAAUCCGAUCAUAA
Vanessa atalanta (red admiral) is the source of this 777-nucleotide messenger RNA. Its product is annotated as E3 ubiquitin-protein ligase CCNB1IP1-like. Gene Ontology annotation, molecular function: ubiquitin protein ligase activity. Gene Ontology annotation, cellular component: synaptonemal complex. The transcript has a single exon. The record is from RefSeq and is a predicted model, not a curated record. Gene Ontology annotation, biological process: reciprocal meiotic recombination. Bases 1 to 777 code for a protein of 258 amino acids. Lineage: Eukaryota; Metazoa; Arthropoda; Insecta; Lepidoptera; Nymphalidae.